AUGAACAGCGUAAAAGACUCUUUUCCGUGCCUUCUCUCCUCCGUUCUCCUCUUUCCCCUUCUCAUCUAGAGAGAGGGGGCUUCGCCGAAGGCUUCUCUCCCUUACCGUGUCCCGCGCCCUUCCGCGAUUCGAUCGGACGACCGAGGCGGUGAUCCCAUCAGUGCCCCUAGAACGGAUUGAGCGAGGUAUGCAGUCGGAUCAGACGGUCAUUAGCUUGAGGCCUGGUGGUGGCGGCAACCGACGCAGCAGACUCCUCGCCCCCCGUUUCGAUUCCCCGGCCUUUGCAGCCGCCGCUACGGGCCGAGGGUCGUUGUCCCAGAGCUCCUUCUCACCCUCUGAUCUCGCCUUCCUCGGUCCCCAUGGCGGCGCCGCCACCGGCAAGACUGGAGAUUCACGCUUUGAGGCUCGUGAGCGAAUUUGUUAUUCAAGGGACCAACUUUUACAACUCCAAGAGGCAGUUCAAGCACCGGAAGAUAUCUUGAAAAUCAAACAAGAGAUUGAGGCAGAACUUCAUGGUGAAGAUCAAAGUUGGGUUCGUGGUGAUGCAAAUUUGCAAAGUCAAUCACAUAUUCGCUAUUCGGAGCCAGACAAUCGGGAUUGGCGUGGCCGAUCAGGGCAACUAUCCUCAGUUGGAGAGGAGCGAUCUUGGGAUGCCAUUCGUGAUAAUAAGGAGUCAUAUGGAUCCAACAGAAGACAACCUGAACAAUUAAGUAGGCAGGACCAAUUGAGCUCUGAGUUUUCUUCAGGAGUUCAAGUAUCUUCCAGCCAAGGGGCUGGACCUCCUCCUGCGCUAAUCAAGGCUGAAGUGCCAUGGUCUGCCCGAAGAGGCAAUCUCUCUGAGAAAGAACAGGUUCUGAAAACAGUGAAAGGGAUACUAAACAAAUUGACACCGGAGAAAUUUGAUGUUCUCAAGGGUCAACUGAUUGAUGCGGGAAUCACCACACCCGAUAUUCUACAGGGUGUCAUCAUGCUUGUAUUUGACAAAGCAGUUUUGGAACCUACCUUUUGUCCCAUGUAUGCUCAACUAUGUUCUGAUCUAAAUGAAAAGCUGCCGCCAUUUCCUCCAGAAAAACCUGGUGGAAAGGAGAUCACAUUCAAGCGGAUACUCUUAAACAAUUGUCAGGAGGCCUUUGAAGGUGCUGAUAAUCUGAGGGCCGAGGUUAGAAAGUUGACUGGCCCAGAUCAAGAAAUGGAGCGUAGGGAUAAAGAAAGACUAGUGAAGCUUCGUACACUUGGGAACAUCCGCCUGAUUGGGGAGCUUUUAAAGCAAAAAAUGGUGCCAGAGAAGAUAGUUCAUCAUAUCGUUCAGGAGCUACUGGGACAUGAUGGUAAGACAUGUCCUGCUGAGGAAAAUGUUGAGGCGAUCUGCCAGUUUUUCAAUACCAUAGGUAAGCAGCUGGAUGAGAGCCCAAAGUCUCGUCGUUUUAAUGAUGCCUAUUUCAACCGGUUGAAGGAGCUGACGACAAAUCCCCAGCUUGCACCGCGGUUGAGGUUCAUGGUUCGCAAUGUUCUUGAUCUGCGUUCCAACAACUGGGUUCCCCGACGUGAAGAGGUGACAGCCAAGACCAUAUCUGAAAUUCACACUGAGGCAGAGAAGAAUCUUGGGUUGCGUCCAGGAGCAACUGCAAACAUGAGAAAUGGCCGCAGUGGAAGUGCUCUUGGAGGCCUUGGUCCUGGAGCAUUCCCUAUUAACCGACCUGGUACUGGGGGUAUGAUGCCUGGAAUGCCUGUAACAAGAAGGAUGCCUGGAAUGCCAGGGUUAGAUACUGAUAACUGGGAAGUUCCACGUUCCAAAUCCAUGUCGAAAGGUGAUGUGUUUCGCGGCCAAAGUUCCUUGGUUGGCAAGCCGUCACCCAUCAAUUCCAGGCUACUUCCCCAGGGUAGUGGGGGCCCGAUGACUGGUAAGGCUAGUGCAUUGUUGCAGGGUGGUGGUGCGGGGCUGCCAUCCCGUCCUCCAAAUCUUGUUUCAGGUGCAGUUGACACACCGGCUCAAAAUUUAGGGCCGUUGAAGCCUCUUGGUGCAGUGCCUCCUGCGGCUUCUCCAGUAACUGAGAAGAUAGUUGGUGCUCCAAAAUUUAAUCCCAACGAGCUGCACAAGAAAACGGUUGCUCUUCUGGAGGAGUACUUCCAUGUUCGCAUACUUGCUGAAGCAUUGCAGUGUGUUGAGGAGUUGAAGAGUCCUGAAUACCAUCCUGAGGUUGUUAAAGAAGCCAUCAACCUUGCUCUAGACAAGGGCCCAAAUUGCAUCGACCCAGUGGUCAGGCUCCUGGAGUUUUUGUUUGUCAAGAAGGUUAUUACGCCAAAAGACUUGGGGACUGGGUGCUUGCUUUACGGGUCGACGCUGGAUGAUAUAGGUAUAGACUUGCCAAAAGCACCUACUUAUUUUGGUGAAGUCAUUGGAGAGCUGAUUUUGGCUGGUGGAAUGUGUUUCCAAGUAGUUGAGGAGAUCUUGAAGAAAGUGGAGGAUUCCAGGUUCCGGUCAGUCAUGUUUGAUGCAGUGAUGAAACGUAUAGAAGCAAAACCAUCUGGUCAGGCAGUAUUAGGUUCACAGGCAGCAUACAUAACUGCCUGCAAGAAUGUCCUCUCCUGAAUAAUAGCAGUGCUAGCUUCUGUAACUCUGGUUGAACAGAUACUUUCCUUCGUUCUUUCUUUUUUUCCCCUCUUUUUCCCCAUGAGGUGAGCAAGUAGCGUCACAAUGUUCAUAAGUGGAGAUUUGAGGAACAAGAAAUCUUCUUGAGUUGCAUAAUUUUUGCGAGUCACAUGAGUGUUUAUUAUUUGUUUCACGAUGACAGGAAAAAGGUGCCAUGAAUUUGUUUUUGAACAACAGCUUAAUUUUGCUUGAAGCUCAAGAUAAACAGGGCUUAAGAUA
Molecule: messenger RNA, 2869 nt
Organism: Elaeis guineensis (African oil palm)
Lineage: Eukaryota; Viridiplantae; Streptophyta; Magnoliopsida; Arecales; Arecaceae
Product: eukaryotic translation initiation factor
Cellular component (GO): eukaryotic translation initiation factor 4F complex
Molecular function (GO): mRNA binding; protein binding; translation initiation factor activity
Source: RefSeq, a predicted model, not a curated record